Molecule: messenger RNA, 1836 nt
Organism: Fundulus heteroclitus (mummichog)
Lineage: Eukaryota; Metazoa; Chordata; Actinopteri; Cyprinodontiformes; Fundulidae
Product: sialic acid-binding Ig-like lectin 14
Exons: 9
Coding region: 21-1766 (581 amino acids)
Source: RefSeq, a predicted model, not a curated record
GCAAAAUCUGAACUUACAUCAUGUUUACCUUCUUCUGGACAACAGUGCUAUUCUCUCUGAGGGCCUCCAACACACAUACAGUUACAUCUGCCUUGGGAAGACCGUUCUGUUCAAGGGAAUUCUGCAUUACUCUUACUGAGGGAGAGAUAACAGCCGAGGCUGGACUCUGUGUUGCGAUACCAUGUUCCUUCAUCGCUGCUCAUGGAUUUACACCAAAAAAUAUUGUCUGGUUCAAAUGUGAAUCAAAGACAAAGAAAUGUCGGGACUCUGAUAUAAUUUUUCACACCAAACACAAAAAGGUUCCAUCUGAAUUCUUAGGACGGGUUUCACUGUUGGAUCCUGAUGUGGGCCAGAGAAACUGUAGCAUCAUGAUCAAUGACCUCACCACAUCUGAUUCUGGAUCAUAUCAGCUCAGAGUAAAUGGUCUUUACAAUGGAAAAGAAGAUGGAUUUGUCUUCGGUCAACGAACAAAUGUCUCUGUUAAAGAUCUCAGGCAGAGGUCCACAGUGACUAUUCCUCCACUGACUGAGGGACAACAGGCCACUCUGACCUGCACUGCUCCUGGUCUCUGCUCUGGGUCUCCUCCUAAAAUCACCUGGAUGUGGAGAGGAAAAGAAGAAAAUGAAUCUAUGAUAGGAAACAUCACUGCUUUAAGAGCUGAGAACCUGACUGCUGUCACACAGAGACACAGCUCAACUCUGACCUUAAACCCAUCAGCGGAGCACCACAACAGCAAAAUAACCUGUAAGGUCAGCUUCACAGGGAACAUAACCACUGAGGAGACUUUGAUUCUAAAAGUAAACUUUAAUCAUGUGAAAGAUUGUGGGUCUGGUUAUGGAGCUCUUCCCUGGGUCAUUGCUGGGGUUUCCCUCUGUGUAACUGUUUUCUGCAUGAUCUGCAUGUGGCACCUUUGGAACACAAGAAAAAAGAUGAAACACAAUGAAGUUGAUCAAACGUACAUGUAUCUGGAAAAAGCUGAUACGUCACCAGAGUAUGAUGUCAUUGUCCACCAUAAAAGACAAUCUCACAUCACUGGAGCUACAACUGUGAAGGAGGGAGAUACUCUGAAUCUGACUUGCAGUACUGACAGUUUCCCUCAGCCACUUAUUGUGUGGACCAAGCAUUCACCAAGUGGAAUUCACCUCCAUAAUGACACUGGAUCGGCAACACUUGUCGUUUCAAAUGUGACAGCUGAGGAUUCUGGACAAUAUUUCUGCACAGCAACUCAUCUGGGCAGCAUGGUGUCUGUUUCCGCUGACGUAAAAGUGACUUUGUUUUUAAAGAUCCUGAAAAGCUCUAAAUGUGUGCUUCAUACGGGAGUCAUGACCUGUGUGUGCAUCACUGAAGGGUUUCCUAUACCCACCAUUAAAUGGCCGUUGCUGAAGGAUCAUACUGAGUACUCUGUCACUAACAUGGCGUCAGAUGGCAUCGUCAACAGCACCUUAACUAUUAGAAACCAUGGCAACAUCAGUGUUGAAUGCACCAGCAGCAAUGAAAAUGGUGAAGUAAGGAAAAACCUCAUAGUCCAUCAAGAUCUGUCAGAAGGAGUUAAUCAUGUGAAAGAUUGUGGGUCUGGUUAUGGAGCUCUUCCCUGGGUCAUUGCUGGGGUUUCCCUCUGUGUAACUGUUUUCUGCAUGAUCUGCAUGUGGCACCUUUGGAACACAAGAAAAAAGAUGAAACCCACUAAAGUUGAUCAAACGUACAUGUCUCUGGAAAAAGCUGAUACAUCACCAGAGUAUGAUGUCAUUGUCCAACGACCACACUGACACGUCUCCAGGGAUCGCUGUCACUGGGAUCUUACAAGCUGAAAACUAGAUUUUUGUCAAGUUUAUAAAA